AUGAAAGGUGAAUCAAGGAGGUCAUCUCAAGAUAACACUUGGGAUGAUUCCAACGAUCAUUUAUUACCUACUAAUAAGUCUGAAGAAAAUGUAAAGAGCGCUACUAAUUCAUUUAUCAGCGUUGAUACAAGUUUGCGAGAAGUGAGAAGUCAUUUUAAUAUAUCACCAAAGCCUACAUUAAAGGUAAAGACGUCAAAUCUGGAGGUACCAAUCGCUAACAGUAACCAAAGAAUAAAUAGCCCACUUAGGGGGCAUACCACUGGUUGGGAAGGUAGGGGAGAUCAAAGUCCGCGGUUGACGGUAUCUUUAAAAAGUUAUGAAGUGGGAAAUGCACAAUGCAGUAUAGAUGCGCAGAGGUCUGCGAAGGUUAUUUCGAUUAUUGAAGAUGAUGAAGUGGACGAUUUCCUAGGGCUACAAGGAGAGUUCAUCAAUGCACUUGAGGAGCGACAUAAUAGUUCCUGGCUUCCAAAGUUGAACUCUGUUAAGAGUAAGACGGAUGAGGAAUCCAGGAAGCUCACUAGGCCGCGUCCUGUAGAUGUUUCAUUAUCAGAGAUCAAUUCUAAUGGCAAAAAUGCGAGUGAAUCGCAAUUUGAGAAUAUAGAACUCAUGGUCAUGUCAAACUCAAAGGCGAAUGAGUCGAUGAGUUCUUAUAGGGCGGAAUCUAACGCAUCUUCUAGUAGAGAUGUCAAGAACGAUGGUGGAGAGGACAAAAUGGAAACUGUUCUUGUGGAGAAUAGCAAUGAAAAUUUGGGUGAGCAGCCACCGCUUGUUUUAUAUGGGAAAUCUUUGGGGGUCUUUUCGCCGUCGAGUAGGCUGAGGCUAAGGCUAGCAAAAAUGGUUAUGGAUUGUAAAUUUAAUUUAUCACUCAAGGUACUUCUUCUAGCCUAUACUUUGUUGGUCUCCUAUAGACAGUUUAAUAGCCAGACCUAUCAGAACUUGGAAAGCUACUCUAACUGUACCGAUCUUCUUAUCGCUUUCUGCAACCUUCUUUUCACCUUCGAAGUGAUUUUUAAAACAAUUGCAUUUGGAUUCUGGGAUGAUUCACAACUUUUUGCUGCGCACAAUAGGGAAUAUAAAACUGUGUUUCAACAUCUUGGGUUGUUCCAGCUUUCUGAUUACCUUCAGAGGAAACUGAAUAAUGAUGUAUUGGUAAGAUUCUUUCCAAAAUUUGCUACACUUUACUAUGAACAUGCUAGUAAGCAAAAGAUGAGAACAUCAAAGAUGUUUGAUAAUUCGGCAAAAAGUGGGUUCUUAAUUCCAAGAGCAUUUGCAAGAAAUAGUUGGAAUAGGUUGAAUUUAGUAUCAACAGUCGCUUUUUGGAUCAGUUUUGUCCUAUCUCUCUAUGACGAUGACAUUCACAAGAGCAUUCCUAUCUUUAAGACGCUUGCCGUUUUCAGAGUUCUUAGAUUAGCCGACACAGAUUCAGGGUUUUCCUCUGUUUUAAAGGGUAUAAAGUAUGGGUUACCCCAGUUAGGCAAUGUCGCUUGCAUGCUACUGUAUUUUUGGGUUAUGUUUGCUAUAUUAGGUGUACAAAGUUUCCAGGGAUCUUUCCGUAGAAGAUGUGUCUGGACGAAUCCUAGUGAUCCUACAGAUACUUAUCGCUUCGAGGAGCAAUUCUGCGGCGGCCAUAUUGACCCACUAACGAACAAGCCGGCGCCUUACUUGUAUGAGGAUGGCACAUCGGCAGACUACUAUAAGGGAUUUAUAUGUCCAAGGAAUUCUGUUUGCAUAUCAGGUAAAAAUCCUCAUAAUGGUAGAAUUAGCUUUGAUAACCUUUUUGAUUCUAUGGAAUUGAUUACUGUUAUUAUGAGUGCUAAUACUUUCACUGAUUUGAUGUACAAUAUCAUUGACGCUGAAAACCUUGUUUCAUCUCUUUUCGUCCUAUUUUCUACUUUCUUCCUGACAAUAUGGAUGAUGAACUUGUUAAUUGCAGUCCUUUUCUCUUCUUUUGAGAUUGCUAAUGAAAUGAAAUAUCGUAAAGAACCCAAUUCUCGAUCAAUGCAAAAUAUUGCGUUUAGAAAACUAAUGCAACUUUUCAGCGCUAUUAAGCACAAAGCACAAGAAUCUAUAAUGCCAAACUGGGCUCGAAACCUCAAUAGUUUCUACGCUGUAAUCGAGUGGAUAUUUGUUUUGGCGAUUUUUGUCGAUUUGGCAGUGAAGUCAUCAGUCUCUGUGACAACAAGUCAUGAUGCAAUGGAAGAAGUACAUCUGGUCGAAUUGGUUGUUAGUUGUAUGCUAUUUUUCGAGACGAUUGUUAGGCUUGCUAUCUAUUGUACGACGCCGUGCAAGUUCCUAGAGAAAAUGAAUUACGUUUAUGAUUUAAUAGUUGCAGUUAUUUCCAUCACUAUAUCACAACCAGGAGUUCGCGAAGGACUUAGGGAUUCCUACUAUUGGUUGGGCUUCUUCCAAAUAUCAAGAUUUUACAGAGUUGUGCUCGCUUUCAGUAUAACUCGAAACUUAUGGAAAAGAGUAUUAAAAAAUGCUUUAAUGAUUCUGAACUUAUCAGCAUUCUACUUCUUCUUGGUAUUCCUUGUGUCGCUAAUUGUAUCAACAUAUUUUGAAGGAACUGUUCCAACUGAAAUGCAAGAUUCAGAUCCGUUUGCAAUGUACUCUUUACCGAAUACAUUUUUAUCCUUAUUCAUCAUUGGUUCCACCGAAAACUGGACUGAUAUCCUAUAUCUCCUACAAGCUGAAUCUCCUAGUUUAUCAUUUGCCUUCUUUGGGACAUGUUUACUCAUUAGUUGGUUCUUUUUGGCUAACUCUAUGGUUUUGAACAUUUUCAUUGCUGUGAUAUCGCAAAGUUUAGGUGUUGCAGAAGGUGAUAAGCGUAGAUUGCAAAUAAAACACUAUUUGAAACAUGUUUAUCCAGAGAGGAUCCAGCAAUUUACAAACGCCUCGUUAAUUUCACGUAUUAAAAAGAAGCUGUUCGCUGAGAGGAACGAUCAAGAUACAAGGGAUUUUCGUCAGUUUAUCUUUCGUGGAACUGCUAUAUUGACAAUUGCUCGCAACUAUGAAGGACUUUUUGAGGUCAAUAGACCUAGAGGAACUUACGUUGGUAACUUCUUCAAGAAAAACCUACCGAAGUUAUUGAACAUCAAAGUUGUUCAACAUAUAAAAAACAAUCCUUUUUACAGAAAGCCAAAGGCGGUGUUUACUGAAAUCAAAGAUCAUUCCGAACCAAAUAAAAGGUAUUCCCUCGAAUUAAUGGAAUGGGAAGAGGAAAAGUUACAGUUCUUAAGAGACCAUUCAACGUUUAAUAACUCAUAUUUCAUAUUUCCGCAUAAUAACGCCAUACGGAAAUUCUGUCAAACAAUUGUGCCACCUAGUUAUGGUAAACGUACAGAUGGCAGGGUAUUUUUUGAGGAUACGACCGACAGAUAUCGAGGCAACAAGUAUUUCUUCCAUAUAAAAAGAGAUACAUUUGUCACUAUCACAUUUAUUGGGACUAUAUUAAUGGUGUUAUAUUCCUGUUAUGUGACCCCAAUAUACAGACGAGACCAUGAAUUUCACAAAUUGCACUGGUUAAGCAUUUGUGAAUAUAGUUUUGUUGCGCUUUUUACACUCGAGUUCUUAAUAAAAACUAUUGCAGAUGGAUUUAUUUAUGCUCCAAAUGCAUAUAUACUAAAUCCCUGGAAUUGUAUCGAUUUGAUUGUGUUAGUAUCCAUGUGGAUUCACUGCAUUUACUGGAUAAAUAACAGUAAUAGCAGCUCUAGGGUUUUUAAAGGUUUAGACGCCCUGAGAGCACUCCGUUUUUUGACUAUUAGUAGCACAGCUAGGUUAACCUUCAAGCAAGUUAUUUUUGAUGGUAUUAUGAAAAUUUUUGGGGCUGCUUUAAUUGCGCUAAGUCUUCUCUACCCGUUUACUGUGUGGGGGUUGUGGCUCUUUCGGGGUAAGUUAGCAGUUUGCAAUGAUGGAGAUCAAGCCAGAGAGUUUUGUAUUAAUGAGUUUAGCUCUACUGUUGGAAAAUGGGAUGUAUUGAUGCCUAGAGUUUAUCAUAACCCAAUUUUACAUUUUGAUAAUUUCGCUAGUGCGUUUAGAAGUCUUUAUGAAAUUGUUUCCUUAGAGGGCUGGGUAGAUUUGCUAUCUGAUUUAGUGAAUUCUACUGGGAUUGGAACUCCUGCUGAGUCUUUUGCAUCGCCAUGGAAUGCAAUUUUCAUUGUCCUAUUCAACUUUUCAAGCAUGGUUUUCAUUUUAACGUUAUUUAUUUCCUUCAUUAUUAGCAACCAUGCAAGGACUACUGGUAGCGCAUUUUUAACCACUGAAGAAAAGUCUUGGUUGGAGGUGAAGAAGUUAUUAUCUCGUAUUAAGCCUGACGCGACUCCAAAAUUUGAGUCAAUGGGUAGAUUUAGAAGAUUCUGUUACAGAGUUGCUGUAGAGAAAGAAUACUUCUGGUACACCGUUGUUCUCCAAUUUUUUUUCUUUAUACACAUUUUAACGUUGUUAUUGAGGAGAUACCGUACACCGUAUGAUGAGUUAGAAACUUCCACAUGGAUAUUUAUGGCGACGACCUCAGUGUUUCUGAUUCAUGAGUUUUUAUUUGUAACUGGCAAGACCUUUAAGUUGGUAGUACGGGACCCUGGAAGACUGGGCAGAGUCUUGAUUGUUUUCUUUGCCUUUUCCUUCAAUGUUAUUCAAAUCAUACUAAGAAUUCCAAUUCGAGGUUUUACCAAUGUCCACUCGAUAUUUCAGUUAAUGAUAUUUCUAUUUAUUAUACCACAAAACGACAUUCUAAGUGAAUUAAUCAAUACUGCCGUUUCCAGUUUACCAGCAAUUUUAUCGUUAACUUACACUUGGAGUAUUUUAUUCCUUGUUUAUGCAAUUGCCAUGAACCAGAUUUUUGGAUUAACCCGGUUAAAUGAGAACACGACAGGGACUUUGAACUUUAGAACAGUCUCAAAAAGUUUUAUCGUCCUAUUCAGGUGUAGUUUCGGUGAGGGCUGGAACUAUAUAAUGCAUGACUUGACCGUUACCAAACCAUACUGUGCAACCGACAACCAAGGAAACUAUAGUGACUGUGGAUCUAAAGCUUAUGCAUACUGUUUAAUGAUGUCUUGGAAUAUCUUGUCGAUGUACAUAUUUUUGAAUAUGUUUAUCUCUUUGAUUAUUGAAAACUUCAGUUACGUUUUCCAUAGAGGUGACAAAAAGGCUGUCGCGAGAAGAGAAGAAGUUAGAAAGUUUAAAAGGGCAUGGAAUAAAUAUGAUAAAGAUGGCACAGGAGAAAUUGAGUUUGCUCACCUGCCUGCAUUGAUGUACCAGUUUGAUGGUGCUCUUUCGUUUAAGAUUUGGGAGGGUAGACUCUCCGUUAAUAACCUGGUUUCAAAUUAUAUCCGAAAAAAUCCUUUUGAUCCGUAUGAUGUCGAAGUUGAUUUAGAAGGUCUGAAUAAAGAACUUGACACAAUGGAUGUUGUGCAAACUCGCCAGAGGAUACUGAACUAUAGGCGCUUCAUACACGAAGCUCAAAGCACGAACAGGCCUUACGGUCGGAUAAAGUUCUCCAAUUUAAUCAAACAGAUACCCUUAUACACCGAGUACAAUCCCCGGGAAUGUUUGGGUAUUGAUGAAUACGUUAAGUGGCUCUACACUUUAAAUAAGGUCGAUAAGUUUUUGGAGAAUGAACAUAAUGUCGACGUUCUUGAAAUGAUAGUCACAAGGUGGAAAUACUUGGUCCAUAAACGCAGGAAACGACAAUCUGUUGAGAGCUUCUCUGAAACUAUUGAUAAAAACAUAGCAUCGGAUAUUAACCCACCCCAUACAUUGAGUCCAUUCGAAUUUCCAGACGCUGAAUUCACUGAAGUGCAGAAUUUCGUAUGGCCGCCGGAAGAAUUUAGUGAGAGCUCUUCAGAGCAAGGCGAUGAUGAUAGUUCCCAUAGAUAA
Eremothecium sinecaudum is the source of this 5874-nucleotide messenger RNA. It is a transcript of the gene CCH1, whose product is annotated as calcium channel protein CCH1. The record is from RefSeq and is a predicted model, not a curated record. Gene Ontology annotation, biological process: calcium ion import across plasma membrane. Gene Ontology annotation, cellular component: membrane; voltage-gated calcium channel complex. The coding region runs from base 1 to 5874 and encodes 1957 amino acids. The transcript has a single exon. Lineage: Eukaryota; Fungi; Ascomycota; Saccharomycetes; Saccharomycetales; Saccharomycetaceae. Gene Ontology annotation, molecular function: calcium ion binding; high voltage-gated calcium channel activity.